This is a messenger RNA of Xyrauchen texanus (razorback sucker), 3920 nucleotides long. Its product is annotated as DNA repair protein XRCC4-like. Gene Ontology annotation, cellular component: DNA ligase IV complex; nucleus; DNA-dependent protein kinase-DNA ligase 4 complex. Bases 116 to 1180 code for a protein of 354 amino acids. The transcript has 8 exons. The record is from RefSeq and is a predicted model, not a curated record. Gene Ontology annotation, biological process: double-strand break repair via nonhomologous end joining; positive regulation of ligase activity; response to X-ray. Gene Ontology annotation, molecular function: DNA binding. NCBI's taxonomy places the organism in Eukaryota, Metazoa, Chordata, Actinopteri, Cypriniformes, Catostomidae.
UAAAUAAGCACGAAGCGUCAAAUCAACUAGGAAAACAGAGGAAAUGAAAACAAAUGCAGCUGGUAGAGUGUGUUAAUUUGAAUUAAAACUCGCUUAUACGACAUUUCCUCCCGAAAUGAGGAGUCGCAGCACCAGUAUACGUCAGAUAUAUAUCACCUCCGAGCCUCAUCGUACAUUCUUUCUCAAGCUUGAGUGGGCUGAAGAUCUCGGAUCUGGCUUUGUCAUUCUUCUUUCCGAUGGCAUUUCUGCGUGGAGUGGUGAAGUUUCUGAGGAGGAUGUGUCCCGGGAAGCUCAGGAGAUAGAUAUCGAGAGGGACCGGUAUGUUUGUGACCUGCACCUGGCUCUGACCGGAGAAGGACUGGUAGCGGAGGGGGAGUACUCCUUCCACCUGGCACCUGAGAGACCCGGCAGCCCCCUGCUGCAGCUGUCUUAUGAGAAGAUGCAGAGUGACAUCUUGUUCAGGCUCGGUGUGGUGGAGCUGCAGGCUGUGCCGGAGCCUACUGAAGUCAUAAGGGAGCUCAUUAGUCAUGGCCUGGAGCUGAGCACAGGUCUACAGGCCAAAAACCAGCACCUGCUUGAGGAGAACCAGAAACUGAGAAGAGAGCAGGAGCACAUCACCACAGAAAUGGAAAAGUACAUCCAGGGAAAGGAGACCCUCGAGAGGGACCUCUACAGUCGAUUUGUGCUGGUCCUAAACGAGAAGAAGGCCAAAAUUCGAGCUUUGCAGGAGAGAGUCAAAGAACUUCAGCACUCUAUUGACGAGGAUAGACUGAGGAGGAAGAAAGCGGGAAGUGAAGACCAAGAGGUGAUUGAAACUGCGGCACAUAAUAGCCCACGGGUAGAGAGCGAUUACGGAGGUAGCACUGAAGAUGAACAAGAGAAAAAUGAUUCCAUAUGCCCUGAGCCAAAGGCUCUUCUACAAGAGAUUCCAGAAAGCAGCCCCAUGGACGACAGUCUGAAUGACAUCACAGAUGUGGCCCCGUGCCGCAAACGUCGCCAUCGUCAUCUGCAACGGCUAGAGAAUCAAGCCAAACGAGCAUUUCUGGACCAGCAACAGAGAUCCAGAGAGAAGCCGACGGAAGAGGCCAAAGCAGAGACGAGCAAAACUCCAAACUUCCAACUGAAACCAUCAACCGCUGCAGCAAACCCUGAUCCAGAUGACCUAUUUGACGAUAUAUGACUUCGAAGGAGUACCAUUCCUGAUAAACAUGACUUGAGUACUGUUUGUAAGCUCUAGGAAAGUAUUUUUGUAAUGCAUAUGAUUUAAUUAUACAUUCCUUUGAACAAUAACCCUACUUUUUAACAAUAAAAAGGCAAGAAUCAAGAGGCACGUCUGAAUAAAUCGAUUUUUAACUCUAGGGUGUAAAUAAAUGUUUUAAAUCAGAGUUAUGAUGUAUUUUUGUCAUUUCCAAAAUAGUGAUCUUUCAGAAUGGAUCUGCAUUAUUUGCAUUAUAUUGUUAUCACACAUACGUGGGGUUAAUGCUUUGAUUAAACCCCUAACCAUAAGUAAUACACUAAACUUAGUAUUAACUCGCUGCUUGUCCUACAAACAUGAAAGAUAACUUAAGGAAUAUUCCGGGUGCAAUGCACUUUGAGCUCAAUUGAAAGCAUUUGUGGAAUAAUAUUCAUUACCACCAAAAUUAACUUCGAUUGGUCUCAAAGAUCGAGGUUACAGUGAGGCACUUACAAUGGAAGUGAAUGGGGCCGAUCUGUACAUGUUAAAAUGCUUACUGUUUCAAAAGUAUAGCCACAAGACAUAAAGAAUAUGCGUGUUAACAUGAUUUUAGUGUGAUAAAAUUGCUUACCAACUUUUUCUGUGUAAAGAUAUAGACAAUUUUACAACUUUGUUGCCAUGACGAUAUAAUGUCAACAAAACCUAAAACGACUGUAAAAAUGACUAUAAACAACUUUACAGCUCAAAUAAUACAGAGUUUUUAAAGAAGAAUUAAUGUCAGUGUUUUAUAUCAAAUUAUAAGCUUCACAUUUCUGCCUUUAAACCCUCCAAAAAUUGUAAGUGCCUCACUGGACACUCGAUUUUUGACGAUUGAAAAUAAGUUUUGUUGUAAUCAAAAUUGUGCCACAAAUGCUGUCGAUUGAGCUUAACUUGUAUAGAAGCUGGAAUAUUCCUUUAAAUGGUGUGGCUUGCUGAGGAAAGAUAUAUAUCUAUGAUGUUUCAGCAAACGUUUUUGCGCCCUCGAAGGGCACUGAGAGAAGGGGAUGACAUUCGAUAGGUCGUUCCAAACGAGAGUAAGAAAAUGAAAUAUUUCAUGAAUGCCCCUUUCAUUAGACUGUUAGCAGAGGGUACAUUGAUACAGUAAUGCCAUGCUCUCUUCAGAAUGCCCACAUAUAAAGCUCUAUCCUUUGGAGUGAGUAGGGCAUAGGGAUGAUGACUUUCGAUUGGAAUUUUCCCCCAAUAAAUAUCUAAAGAUCAGAAUUUCAUGGAGACUUGAUAGGUUAGGGUCAAAAUUUGACUUGGGCAAGUAAACAGCAGUCUAGCAGUCACAUAGCAACGCUCUGACAACCACUCAAAACACCCUAACAUUGUGGCAGCAAGUUUUACAGGGGCAUCAUGUUUUUCUGCGAAAAUGUAAUAAUAAUUUAAAUUGUUAUUAUUCAUAAAGUUUUUAAAAUUAUCUUGUAAAAAUGUUUAAACUUCAUGAAAUAUUCUUGAAAAUUCUUGUGCAACAAUUCCGCACUGUAAUUUUUUUUUCUCCAUAUUUUUAACAGCAAAAUAAUGCAAUAAUGCUACAGUAAUAAACUAUUAAUUGGUUAACUGUUAGAUACCCUACAAUGUAUGGUGAAAAACUACAUUUUAUUUCACAAGACAGUACAGGUCAUUUUACAGUACAACAUUGUAAAAAAAUAUAUAUAUAUUUUUUGAAGGAAAAAGUAUGAUUGACCUUGUAGUUCACAUGUAAAAUUAUGUUAAACAAGACAAUACAUGCACAUUUACAGUAAAUUAUUGUAAAACAAAUUAUGGUAUAAAAACUCAGCUCAUUUGAUAAAAUUGUAUUUAAAUAUGUAUGUUUCUAGUUUAAUUUAGUUAUGUACAUUGUGAUGUUUUGUGUUACAUUUUGUGUUGAUUUGUUAAUGUUUAUUAUUUUAGUAUUUGGUAUGUUACAUGAUGAUGUUUUGUGUUUAUGUGCAUGACAAUGUGCACUUUUUAUUUAACCAAUAAGGGAUGAGAGACCGUGCUAUAUUGUGAAUAUUGUCACAAACUCUGCUUCACGUCGUGCCUAACAACGCCCUUCAGCCGUGACAAUAUUCACGGCCUCUCAUACCUUAUUACUUAAAUAAAAAGUGCACAGUCACGCACACAAACGUAAAAUGCCAUCAUGAUAACAUACCGUUAGUAUUGUAUAUUCUGUAUGUAAAAUUAUGAAAUGCCAUCCUUCUAGAAAAUAUAGUCCCUGGCAGUAAACAGAAUGUUAGGCAACAAGAGUAACUGUCUGUUAUGGGUGCUGCGGAGUGAUAGAAUUUCUGUGUAAAGGUCAGAGCUGUGCUUUAUCAUAAAUAACGCACGGCUGUUGACCAAUUAACAUCCAGGACUGGAACUAUCUGUUUUAUAAACAUAUUUAUUGUCCAUUGCUUCUGUAUAAGGCCACUCUUGAUGAAAUGUCAAUCUGAGUCACUAACAGUGCAUUUAAAAGUACAUAGCAGUUUUGUUUUUUGUUUUUUUGGAGUCUCAGUACCAUGGUACAUAAAUAUGAUAUCAUCAAAUUAUAUAUAUGGUAGUGAACUGUAUAAUAAUCAGGCAUCAAAUUUACAUCCUGUAAUGCCUGAAACAUGAUUACUGUUUUAGUUUUUUUUUUUUUUUUUUUUUUUUUCCAUUACUUUCUGGCACAGCAACCUUUUUUUCCCUGUAAAUUUAAAAGGAUUUUUCUUUUUUUUUUUUUUAGGACUAUUCAUGUAAUAUUCAA